Molecule: messenger RNA, 2654 nt
Organism: Lepisosteus oculatus (spotted gar)
Lineage: Eukaryota; Metazoa; Chordata; Actinopteri; Semionotiformes; Lepisosteidae
Gene: foxf1
Product: forkhead box F1
Biological process (GO): animal organ morphogenesis; regulation of transcription by RNA polymerase II
Cellular component (GO): nucleus
Molecular function (GO): RNA polymerase II cis-regulatory region sequence-specific DNA binding; DNA-binding transcription factor activity, RNA polymerase II-specific
Source: RefSeq, a predicted model, not a curated record
GGCGAUCUCCUUAGGAAGGAAGAGAACAGACCAACAACGUUGAAAAGCGAUUCCCCGUGUGUGCCCACCAACUUCGGACACCAGCACAGACACGGCCAGCCUAGGAGAAGGGAGAACGUGUUUACGCAUGCCAUUUCGGGACCAAAAAAAAAAAAGACUUUAUACCCAGUGCUGUGCUGAUAUUAGUUUUGAUACUUUUUUUAUCAACCUUAAUUUCUACUUAAGAUAACAGCUCGAGAGCGCGGACUUUUUUUGCACUCCUGAAGGCAAACGCGUUUUUUACAUCCUGUGCAGGAAACCUUGGGGUUCUGGAUUCAAGGAGCCUGAAGUUGCGCGACGGACUGUAAAUGACGGCAGAGGUUCAGCAACCAUUGCAGACUCCUGCACAGAGUAGCCCGAUGUCUGCUGCGCCGGAAAAACCGAACGGACAGACUUCAGUGAUGGAAACCGCCUCCUCUACAACUAAAACCAAGAAGACCAAUGCCGGAAUCCGGAGACCGGAGAAGCCUCCUUAUUCCUACAUAGCUCUGAUAGUCAUGGCCAUCCAGAGCUCCCCAACGAAGCGGCUGACGCUGAGUGAAAUCUACCAGUUUCUCCAAAGCCGCUUCCCGUUUUUCAGAGGCUCCUACCAGGGAUGGAAGAACUCCGUGCGUCACAACUUGUCCUUGAAUGAGUGCUUCAUCAAGCUGCCGAAGGGGCUCGGCAGGCCGGGGAAGGGACACUACUGGACUAUCGACCCCGCCAGCGAGUUCAUGUUCGAGGAGGGGUCGUUCCGCAGGAGGCCCAGAGGAUUUCGGCGAAAGUGCCAGGCGCUCAAGCCCAUGUACAGCAUGAUGAACAGCCUGGGCUUCAACCACAUCCCCGAGUCCUACAACUUUCAGGGCGCCGGGGGAGCGCUCGGCUGCCCCCCCAACAGCCUGUCUCUGGACAGCGGGAUCGGCAUGAUGAACGGGCACUUGGCGAGCAACGUGGAAGGGAUGGGUUUACCGGGACAUUCGGUGUCGCAUCUGUCUGCCAACACUGGACACUCCUACAUGGGGAGCUGCACGGGCUCGUCGGGGGCCGACUACCCCCACCACGACAACUCGGUGCCGGCCUCGCCGCUGCUCACCAGCGGGGGCGUGAUGGAGCCUCACUCCGUCUACUCCAGCGCUGCCUCGGCGUGGGCCCCCGCGGCUUCAGCUUCUUUAAAUAACGGCGCUUCCUAUAUCAAACAGCAGCCCCUGUCGCCUUGCAAUCCCGGAGCGAACCCCCUGCAGCCCAGUUUACCGACACACUCCCUAGACCAGUCGUACCUUCAUCAAAACGGCCACAGUACCACAGAACUGCAAGGCAUACCACGGUAUCACUCUCAGUCGCCCAGCGUGUGCGACAGAAAGGAGUUUGUCUUCUCUUUCAACGCCAUGACAUCGUCGGCGAUGCACUCGACUGGCGGUGGGUCCUACUAUCACCAGCAAAUGGCUUAUCAAGACAUCAAGCCCUGCGUAAUGUGACAGUGCCGGACAGCAGCUGCAGCCAAUCGGUCUGAACACUGCCAAAAGCCAGCACACUGCUUUGGAGACCGGAGGGGAGGUAAACACUAGGUCAGCGAGAGGAAAAUAAGGACUUGCAUAGGUUAAGCAUACCCCAGCAAUAAGAGUUCAACUAAUCGGCCAUAUUUCUGCACUUUGCAAGAUGCCGAGUUCACGGGAGUGCAGAACUCGAACAGUUGGUCUGUCUCAGGCUGGCCUCUUACAUGCCACACAAGGAGCCCGUUCAAGAAAGCAACAAAAACAGCUCCCAUUUACCUAAAAACUGAUUGCUGCGUGGGGAAAUCUUGGAACCGCUUCCGAUCACCGAAGUACAGUACGAAGAUUUCGUGAAUUCUGGAGACUUAACGUAUGACACUAUGGAGCGACAAGAUGUGAUUAAAUUUUAGAACUUGCGACCAACCUACAGAAAAGCGAAGCCAAGCCCGCCCCUCCCCCAUGAGGAAGGCUUCUGGUACUAAAUCUGCUGGCGGAAGACCCACCACUUUUAUACAUUAAUACACGCUACUUUAAAAAGCAAAAGACAAAAAGAGAUGAACAACUUUUUUUUCUUCAUUUUUACCCUUUGUUUCAGCCCAUUAGGUUGAUAAAACUCAAAGUUUUUAUGAUUUUUUUAAACGGGAGACUUUGUCCCCAGGAAUAUGAUAUAUAUGACAAUGAAAACGAUCUUUGACUUUAUCUUGAAAUACACGGACAUGCGAUUUUAAAGACAGCGGAGAAAUUAAGGCACUUUUAUAGCAAAGCGCAACCUCUUAUUUAUUCUGCGUAUACUUAACUGUAAAAACAUAGUCUCAGUAUUAAACGGUUUACUUUAUUGGCAAUAUUUGCCAUGAAGAACUUUUUUUAAAUAAUGCGAUGUAAGCAAGGUUUAAGGAUAAUCGGUAACUUAAUGACAGUUACGUUAUGUUUUAAUGUGUAUAUAUCCGUAUUGACUAUUGACACUCAUGUUAUUGUGUUCUGCACUGUAUAAAUUGUACAUGUUGUAAUGUCUUUUGUGUACGUUUCUGAUUGAACAAAACUCCUUAGUCUGUAAAUAGACACAAUAUUUGUUUUAUAAAACUAAAAUAUUGGCAUGCAGUUUGAGUGAAACUGUUAGAAACACCUAUAAACAUUUUUUUCAAAAUA